AUUAUUAAAGUUCUGGAACCUAUCUUGGGGUAUUUUGUCGAGUGGGAGUACCAUUGCUGCAGCACUUCCUGUGUUCAGGGUUCAUGUGUCAGUCUCAGACUGUGAGUACUGUACACACUGAGGGUUAAUGACCCUGUGGAUGUACUGUGGCUCUCCCCUCGAGUAACUUGGAAAGGAAAAGAACUGGAUCUCAUCGUGUAGUGAAACCUGAUACAUCUGCAUCAAUACCAUUCUGUUCCUCCUCUUCCUCCUCCUCCUCCUCAUCAUCUUCAUCAUCAUCAUCAUCAUCAUCAUCAUCAUCAUCAUCAUCAUCAGUCAUGAGCUCUCGUUCUCUCCUGAUGGUUCUGCUGGUUCUCGCCUGCCUUCAGUCCUUCACAAUGGCCAACAAUCCAGAUGGACCAGAUGUGUGCUGUUUCAGCUUUCUGACACGACCAAUCCCUGUAAGAGUCAUUACAGCGUAUGCAGUAACAGAUAUUCGGUGUGCAAAACCUGGAGUCAUCUUUACUCUACAGGACGGUCGUCAUGUGUGUGCAAAUCCCCAAGACAUGUGGGUGAAGCAUCACAUGAACAAACUGGACCAGCGUCUGUUUAACAGUCUGAACAAACCUGAAGGAGGUCUUCCAGAGGGGCAUUCAGAACUGCAACCUCCUCUGAUUCACUCAGAUAAGGAUGAACCCAGCAGUACCAUUCCUGCAUCAGCUGUCACUACUGUAGAGGUGAAGAUUAAUCAGACUGCUGCUCUGCCCUGUAAUCGGAGAUGUUCUCAUCAGGCCACAUGGAUCAAUGACCAAAGUUAUAUAGUGGCUCGGUGUGAUCAGACAUCCUGCUGGUCAGAAGAAGGAUUUAAAAUCUCCCAUAAUCAGUAUUUGAAGGGAGAUCUGACCCUCAUCAUCACUGUAGCUGAUGACAGUAAGAGGAACAUAUACACGUGUCAGUGUGAUGGCAAAGACGUUAAUUAUUUUCAUCUCCGCAUCGAGUCCUUCAAUUCAUCAGUUCAGGUGAAUCCUGGUGAAGAUCUACAGCUGAAUUUACACUUAACAGACCAAGUGGAGGUGAUCUUUAAACACAGAGAUUCAGCAGAUCCACAUGGUGUACAGAUCUGCAGUGUGUAUAAAAGCUCACUAAACUGUACAGCUGAAUUCACACAGAGAACAUCACUCAAUAUCACACAUCUUAUACUGAGAGGAGUAAAGAGUACUGAUGAUGGAGUUUACAGUAUCAGAGACACGAUGAAUAACAACAUCCUUCAUACUUACACAGUAACAGUAAGAGAUCAGAACAAAAUAGUCCUGGUAGUGGUGGUGGUGGUGGUGGUGCUUCUGGUUGCUGUAUUGAUCGUGUUAAUCCUGAACCUGAGGAAAAAAUAUCACAGUAACCGAAAAGAUAAUUAUAUUGUACAGAGGCCUGGGAAUGGAGCAGGAGAACAUCAGAGCUCUAAUGGCACAACAAAUAUGAACCUAAUGGUGAACCAAAGAAUGUUAAGACAGAGUGAGAAUGAAAGUGACGAGUAGUAACAGAGGGAAGAAACUUGCAACUACAUAUGUGGAACAAUGAGAGAUCAAAAAUCAGAUGGUUGCACAGGAAUAAAUGACAUGUAUCUGGA
Molecule: messenger RNA, 1603 nt
Organism: Tachysurus fulvidraco (yellow catfish)
Lineage: Eukaryota; Metazoa; Chordata; Actinopteri; Siluriformes; Bagridae
Exons: 11
Coding region: 318-1511 (397 amino acids)
Biological process (GO): neutrophil chemotaxis; positive regulation of ERK1 and ERK2 cascade; chemokine-mediated signaling pathway
Cellular component (GO): extracellular region
Molecular function (GO): chemokine activity; CCR chemokine receptor binding
Source: RefSeq, a predicted model, not a curated record